Molecule: messenger RNA, 1698 nt
Organism: Lodderomyces jiufengensis
Lineage: Eukaryota; Fungi; Ascomycota; Pichiomycetes; Serinales; Debaryomycetaceae
Exons: 1
Coding region: 1-1698 (565 amino acids)
Biological process (GO): regulation of peptide transport
Cellular component (GO): membrane
Source: RefSeq, a predicted model, not a curated record
AUGCCCAUCAAUAAUUCAUCAUCAUUAUCAAUUGAUCAAAAUAAUAGUUAUAAUAGUAAUAAUAAUAAUAAUCAGCAGCCGCUAAAAUCACCAAGAUCAAUUCAUCAACAUCAUUUAAAUAAUUUAACACCAACAAUUACAACAGAUCCAAAUGAAAUUAUACAAAUUAUAUCAAAUCAAGAAAAAAAAAAUUAUAGACUAGGAAUAAUUUUAUUAAUUAUAUCUAUAGGAUCAUGGAUAAGUGGUUUGGAAUUAGUUAAUGUAGUAUUAAAAAGUGAUGAAUAUAAAAAACCAGUUUUAUUUGCAAUUAUUACGGGGUCUUGUUUUAUGUUGAAUUUUUUACCUGAUUUAUUAUUAAUUUUCAAAAGGAGGAAGAAGAAGACAGCUACUCAACAACAACCACUGAAUAAUAAGAAGAAAGUAAAAGAAACUCAACCAUUACUAAUAAAUCCUCAUGAAAAUUUGGAGAAAUUAAUGGAUGAAAUUGAACCAAUGUCAUGGAAAGAAAUUAUAAUACUAGCUUUUCAAAUUGCUAUAAUUUAUUUUUUAUAUAAUUUAUUCGCAAUGGAAGCUUUACAAUUUACAUCAGCUUCAAAUCAAACAGUUAUUGGAUCAACAACUUCUGUAUUUACUUUAAUUAUUGGAAUAUUUUUAAAAACUGAAAAAUUUUCUAUAAAGAAAGCCAUUUGUGUUGUUGUGAGUUGUUUAGGUGUUAGUUUAGUUAAUUUAAGUUCAUCAUCAUCAAAAAGUAAUAAUGGAUAUAAAUAUGAACCUAAAAAUCCCAAACUUGGUAAUUUAUUAGCAUUAUUUGGUGCUUUAUUAUAUGCAUUCUAUUUAUUGAUAAUGAGAAUAAAAUGUGGGUCCGGUAAUAAAACUACUAAUGAAAGAAGAUUAUUCGGAUAUGUUGGUAUCAUAACAUUUAUAAUGGGUAUACCUUUAUUAUAUGUUUUAAAUUAUUUUAAUAUUGAAAAAUUUGAUUUCCCUCCACCUAAUAAUACUAUAUUGGCUAGUAUUUUGAUUAAUGGAACUUUUUCAGUUAUAUCUGAUUUUACUUCGAUAUUAGCAAUGUUAUUGACUAGUCCCCUUGUUGUUUCAUUGACAUUAACAAGUUCUAUCCCAAUAACAAUAUUCAUUGAUUAUAUGGUAUUAAUAUAUAAUCAUGAACCAAUCCAUACAAAUUUUAUAUACAUUUUGGGGAUAUUAUGCAUAGUUGUUGCAGUAUUAUUAGUAAAUAUAAAUAUAACAACAGAAAAUGAAUUAAUAGAAGAAGUUAUAGAAGAUGCAUUGGAGAAUGCAAUAAAUAAUGAUGAAAUAAUGUCACCAAUAUUAACACCAUAUUUAAUGUCAAAUAAUUUAAAUGGUAAUAGUAAUGGUUUAAAUCCAGUAAGAACAAAUCCACAACUGAUAAAAUCACCAAUAUCUAUAUUAUUCACACCAACACCAAAAUUAAAUUCAACAAAUUUAUACAAAUCAACAUCUAAUUUAAAAAUUCCUAUGAAAGUUACUGAUUUUAAUUUAAAUGAAAAUGAUGAAAGUCCUCCAACUCAUAAUUCAAAUCAUCAUCCUUCACUUUAUAAAAUUACUAAUGAUGAAGAUACUUCAAGUUCAAGAAAUAAUAGUCAAAGAGAUUUAACUAAGAAAAAUUUGGUGAUUUCUGGGGGUCAGCAUCAUAAAUAUUUUAUACAUCAUGAAGAAUAG